UUCACCCACAAAUCAUAUCAGCCUAACUUUGUAGCCUAUGGCAUCAGGUGUCGUGCUUGACUCCUUGGGUGAGGUCAUAGUGAUGCCACGGUCCUAUAGCGCCCCCAGGUUGAGCACAAUGUCCUUGGGUCUUAUAGUUGACGCUCGAUCAUAUAAUACGAUGAGUUGCUCAAAGAGUAGUGGCUUGAUCUCCACCAAAGCAAUCGUAUAACCCAAGUAUUUAAGGCGUCCGCGUCGGCUGUCGGCCAAGCCCGAAUAUUUCUGCGGAGUAAGGGUAACUACAUCGGACUAGGCUAGACAUAUCAAACGGUGCUGAAUAACCCCCCGAUAUUCCUAGCUCAGGAUAACCAAGUGAGUUGUCCACCGGCCAACACGAGGUCACUUACCUUCCACCUCAACCCUAAAGAUAAACGCGUCGUCUUCAUGACAACAAGUAUUUACAGUGAGGCUGCAGCCUUGCAGACCUUGAUAGAAGGUACGUCCGCUUUCCCCGGCCAGGUUGCCAAGCUCUAACCCCCCAGCGAACCUACGGGUAUUAUACCCAAUGCACCAAAUGGAGGUCGUGACAUACAAGGACGGCGGCGGUCAGAUAUACGCAUGCGUAGUCGGGGUGCCGAGUCACCGUGAGUGGUACGUGGGAGAGCUCGAGAUUCUGCACAAGGGCGAGCCUGGAAAUCCGCCAUUGGGUUUCAAGCACUCGCUGGAGAGUGUUUUCCGCGAAACUCAGGACUUAUUGGGGGCUCAACUACAGAAACAAUGUCGCACGGGGAGAUGAAACUUGACUGCAUUAUAUUGCAUUCCUGACAUGUGAUUGUUAAAUGUAUAAGUACUCCGCGAUUUUAGCUUGCU
This is a messenger RNA of Fusarium odoratissimum NRRL 54006, 849 nucleotides long. RefSeq lists its product as uncharacterized. Bases 545 to 775 code for a protein of 76 amino acids. Lineage: Eukaryota; Fungi; Ascomycota; Sordariomycetes; Hypocreales; Nectriaceae. The record is from RefSeq and is a predicted model, not a curated record. The transcript is spliced from 2 exons.